CCGGCUUCAUUUAGAUGUGACACUCUGUAACUAGUGCUAAAGCUACACAUCGCAGCGCAGUAAAAUCACAGUAAAUUACUUUACUAAAAGUUUAUUUCACACAGAAGACAUGAAGCCCGCUGUGGAUGAGAUGUUUCCUGAAGGAGCAGGUCCGUAUGUGGACCUGGAUGAGGCAGGGGGAAGCAGUGGACUAUUGAUGGACCUGGCAGCCAAUGAGAAAGCCGUGCACUCAGACUUCUUUAAUGAAUUUGAAGAUCUCUUUGAUGACGAAGACCUCCAGUGAUGAAGAUUUGUUAAUAUUUGAUUUAAAAUAGUUCUCUGUUAUGCUCCAUGUUAUGUCCACUUUAUUAUGACUUUAUUUGUAUUGUUAUAUACUCUUUAAGUUCUGGUCAUCAAUAAAACACGUGUUAAAAAAA
Messenger RNA from Trichomycterus rosablanca, 416 nucleotides. RefSeq names its product COP9 signalosome subunit 9 (gene cops9). NCBI's taxonomy places the organism in Eukaryota, Metazoa, Chordata, Actinopteri, Siluriformes, Trichomycteridae. Gene Ontology annotation, biological process: negative regulation of protein neddylation. The record is from RefSeq and is a predicted model, not a curated record. The transcript has 3 exons. The coding region runs from base 110 to 283 and encodes 57 amino acids.